AAUCUCGUGUUUAUGUCGGACAUGCGGAAUCGAGUCAGUGCGCGGUAUUCCGUCUAACCAGCGACGGUACGCAACUCCAUUCGUUCGUUUGGAUCGCGAAAACGUAGAAUAAAAUCGGUGGAAAAUUUUCUUCGGUCGAUAUUUCGAAAAACGAUCACAGUUUCAUUAGCCACGAGUCGUUUUCUGACGGAUCGUGUUUAUAUCGCGUGGAAAAUACACGAAAAUAUCAAAUCUGACGACUACGAUAAAACAUCGCAACCGGAAAUACGCUGUCGCAUAUAAGUACGUUCGGGCGACGAAAACGACGUGUUCGUUGCGUUGACGAUAGAGAAAAAAAAUAUAACGGAACAGAAAGUAAAUUGUAGCGUGAAGCGUGAUCCUGAAAAAGUUAGCCGCGUGAUCGAGCAUAAUUCCAGGUGCUAAAUUUAAAUGUGUUGCCUCGAUCCCCUUGGGUUAUUUCGCCUAGGUUGGCUGCGCUCGAACGGCUCGCUAGCGAACCUCUAUCGUCAGCCCUGCCGGCAGUGGUAUCGGUGUUGAUCGUUGUUGCCAGGUAUUAUACGUGAAUCGUGGUCGCCAUUGCCGGCGGUAGCGGCAUUGGUGUGAACACGAACACACAUCGCCUGCGCGAUCGCGAGCUUACCACCACUACGCGAGUCAGUCGACGGUCUGCCGGCGAGCAGUGCGGACGCGUCGUGGAAGGUUUGAAGUUGUCGUUGCCCGCAAAUAUUUGCUGGCACGACCGCGAUUUCGCCCCACCGUCGGUGCCACGGUAACGCACGGCUCCCGCGGACAGAACCACUUCCCCUCUGCCCGGCCCGACGACCCUCCCUCCCUCGACGGUUACCCGGUGUUCUACCAGCGCCGCGGCGGUUCCCCUCUAUUGAUCGAAUUUGACCUGCGAAGUUUCCCCUAGCGUGUGCGGUAGUGGCGGCCGGCAGUGGCUCUCGCGCUUACGUUCCUCGGUUAGUGCGGUAAAUAAUCGCGAUACCUCGGCAUGGCUACUCCGACCGCUUGCACGCGGUUUAGUGACAACUAUGACCUCAAGGAGGAACUGGGCAAGGGUGCCUUCUCGGUGGUUCGACGAUGCGUACAGAAGAGCACCGGUCACGAAUUCGCCGCGAAGAUUAUAAACACGAAAAAGCUGACGGCAAGAGAUUUUCAAAAGCUCGAACGCGAGGCACGAAUAUGCAGGAAGCUGCAGCAUCCAAAUAUUGUGAGAUUACACGACAGCAUACAGGAGGAAAACCACCAUUACCUCGUCUUUGACCUAGUAACCGGCGGCGAACUGUUCGAGGAUAUCGUGGCGCGAGAAUUCUACAGCGAAGCGGACGCGUCUCAUUGUAUCCAACAAAUCCUGGAAAGCGUUCACCACUGCCAUCACAAUGGAGUUGUGCACAGGGACCUGAAACCCGAAAAUUUACUCCUCGCAAGUAAGGCGAAGGGCGCGGCUGUGAAAUUAGCGGACUUCGGAUUGGCGAUCGAGGUGCAGGGUGAAGCACAGGCAUGGUUCGGUUUCGCCGGGACGCCGGGUUACCUCAGCCCGGAAGUACUCAAGAAAGAACCAUACGGCAAGCCAGUCGACAUCUGGGCGUGCGGUGUCAUUCUUUACAUCCUCCUGGUCGGUUAUCCACCAUUCUGGGACGAGGAUCAGCAUCGAUUGUACGCGCAGAUCAAGGCCGGAUCAUACGACUAUCCAAGCCCAGAAUGGGACACCGUCACGCCGGAAGCCAAGAACCUAAUCAAUCAGAUGCUGACGGUGAACCCGAGCAAAAGGAUCACCGCCAGCGAGGCACUGAAGCACCCGUGGAUCUGCCAACGUGAACGUGUCGCGUCCGUCGUCCACAGACAAGAGACUGUGGAUUGCUUGAAGAAAUUCAACGCAAGGCGCAAAUUAAAAGGCGCUAUUCUGACGACCAUGUUGGCGACGAGGAACUUUUCCAGUAAGUAUGAUGCACAGGGUCGGAGCAUCAUCACGAAGAAGGGCGAUGGCUCUCAGGUGAAGGAAUCGACCGACAGCAGCACAACGAUCGAGGACGAUGACGUGAAAGAGGAUAAGAAGGGCGUCGUCGACCGGAGCAGCACGGUCAUUGCCAAAGAACCCGAAGCUGGCAGCGCAGGAAGUGCUAGCAGCAGUGGUAGCAGCAGCAACAGCCAGAACAGCCAGACUGGCGCUUCACCAUCCUCGCCAGCGGCCGUCUACAUCGGCAACAACCACGUGGCGACGCCCAUGGUAUCGUCGCGACGCUACGACUCAUCGAACAACGAACUGGAGAUUCGACGCGUGGGCGGUUCUGGAUAUAUGCCACUCGGUCAAGCCGAGUGGUGCGACCCAGAAGAUGGUAAGAAGAACACCAACGCCGGUAAGGUCGCUGAGAAGUCGAAAAAUAAGAUGGACGAGGAAGCCUGCUCGAAGCUUAAGCGGUGUUGCUUGUUGUCGUGAAGUUUUUCGAGUCUCGCGACGCUGCACGAUCAAAUAAUAAAACUUUUAUCACCACCGAGAAGAUUUUUCUUCGAUUCUUUCACUUUGUCCAAUUUUUUUUUCGCUUCUUCGAGAUUCUUCUACCUUUUCAAAAGUAAUUAAGAUCCGUUCAAGCUCGAAUAAUCGUGUAGUCGGUAGGAAAAAUUUGUGUAUUUUCAUUCAUUGCGAGAAGACGAAUGUUUAUGCAAAUUUAUGUCUUUGUGCAUAAUAAAGAAAUGGAAUCGUCAUAAUGUCGUAACGAAUACUACGUUUUCAAUAUUUUACGUAUUUUUGCCUAGCGCAUGUGUUGUGUGCGUUUUCGUUUUGGAAUCUCUUAAAGUAAAUACAUAAUUUACCGCAGUUUAAUUAUAACAAAUAGAAAGACAAUUUUUCGGAUUGUCUUGUACAGAAGACAUAACAGUAAAAUCGAAGACUAGUUUUAACAUAUCAAAGUAUUAAGUAUGCAACAUUGUGUAUACUCGACAUCGAGUGUGAAAUGGUUAAAGAAGAAUCGAAGAUGGUUUUUUUAAUUUGAAUAUAGACACCGACUUAGAGAAAAAUUUGUUAAAUAUAACUAUUGAAAACUGUUAGUGAAAGAUCAAUUUUGUAGAAGUUUCUGAGAAUCGUACGGUGUCGCGAACAGGCUCUCCGCAUGUCUCUUGUUUUGCUUUUUCAAAAUCGUUCCUUUUUUGGAUAUUCCCAGUUUAUGGAUGCCAUAAUUUUUUUUCUUAGUAGACCUCGUUGAAUUGAUCCGUGACACGAUAAAAUUAUCCUUAAUUUCCUCCAUAGAUCUUUAAUAGAAUUAUACGUAAUAAUCCUUAGACUGUUGUCAAUGAUUGACAAAUUAUUAAUAAUAUUAAUUAUUAACAUCAAUAAUAAUAUAAUUAUCAAUAAUUCUAAAGCUCAUUUAUGAGAAUUGAAGUCAAAAUUUCAAUUUUCAUCGUGUCAUGGGGUUUCUGUCGCGAGUAGUCACAGUUUUAUUUUGGACGGCAUCCCGCAAGUAGUAAGUAUCGAUUUUGAUCGGACAAGGAGCACAUCGACAGGCACGCAACGUCGUGGAGGGACGUCUCGCAGCGUUUGACCUUCGUACUACUAGAAUCUUCGUGAAAAAUUAAUAAUCCCGAUAUUCUAAGAUACUUCCUCCUCCCUUUUCUUACAUCGAACAAACACACGCUCUGACAAUCGUCGUUGUACGAGACGGAGCAUGCGAACCGAACAGAAUUCUCGCGAAUCGAAAUUGUCUUUGUGCGUCCCUCAUUACUCGCCCUGUAUUAUAUAUCGUCGUAGAAUUUAAUGCGCAAGCAGGCGCCCGUAAAAUAUCAUUUCCCCAUAAAAGAAAUGUUAAAACGCUUUACAAAUAUAUUUUGUUAGUACUAAAAUUCACACUGAAGGUUAAAUAGAUAUUAGAUGAUUUAAAAGAAGGUUAAACAUUAUUUAUUGAAAUAAUUCUUUGAAUUGUUCACAGUAAUUAUUUGCUGUAUCCUACUUGUAGACAAAUUGUAGGCACGUUAGAGAUUUGUAGAUUUUUAAUUUUGACAACUAAAUGAUAUUAAACACGCGAGGAAAUAUUUUCAUUUCUUUUCGAUGCUCAAUUUGCCUGAAAAAUACCUUCGACAAUAAUGAAGAGUUUUAUAAACUUUGAUAUUAGGUGUAAUUAUCAUCGAUCGAUUUAGGAAACAUCCUAUGUCAAAUCCAAGUCCACUGAAAAAUAAGUAAAAAUUCGUUUAAAUUACUUCGUAAAUGAAGCACCUUGUACCCUUUCGCAGUAAAUUUAAUUCUAUUAAUUUAAAUAUAAUUUCGAUUAAUGCAGAAAAUAUUCUUCGUCAAAUUCGAAUGCAUUAAAGGGUCGUCAUCGAUCAAAUGUUAUUGACAAGGAAAAAGUAUUAUUAAGGGUUAGGCAAUAAAUCAUGAAAUAUACCAAAAGAUCGACAUAGAAAUGAUAUUUUACCCGCGUAGAAACAUUAAUUAGGCUGUCGCCCACGCUAUAAAUCCACGUGUAAUCCAUGUGUAGGCGCAAACUGUGAACGUACCAAUAAACUUGUGAAACCCGAUACGUUGUGUUGUAUGAGAAACGAAACGAAUUAUCGGACAGGCUUCGUAGUUAAUUACAUUACUUUAAGCUAGUCUGCUGGUAGAAGAAUGUUUUUUUUUAAUGGGCAGCAGUCUCUCGCCUAACAAAUUACUUUCCUUUUUUUGUUAAAAAGAUACAAAUAAAAAACGAAUGUCGUGCGUAGGAGGUGCAAGUUAUAAAUGGUUCGAAGCUUCUACUUUUUUAUUGGACGCUUCUCGUAACAUACAUAUAGUAUGCAUAUGAGGACAAUAUGCUUUUAUCGUCGUAUUGGCGAUGCUGUAAAAGCUACGUAUCUCGUUCUGCGUAUCUAUCUUCGUUUCCAUUGUGUCGUUGUUUCUGUAUCGAUUACUUUUUAUUUUUCUUUCUUUUUCUUACGCUCCGAAGGUGAAAGAAACCUGAUAUAUUAUAUCUCGCGUGCACAUCUGCAUUACGUGCACGCGUAUAAGGUGAUUCAUUGACAAUAAUUGGAAUUUUAAAAAGGGACGAAUCGUGUGAAACGUAUGUCUGAUCAUUGACAAUCUAAUACUACUUCGAAAUCGAUUUCUUACUUUCUUUUGUUAUAUUUUCUCAAUCGAAUUUAAAUUCCUUAUUAUGUGUUCUACAUUUAAUACGCGUUAAUUAUUAUGAAGUAACUUUUUCAUAAAUUUUGAAGUACAUGAAUAUUUGCCAAAAUUUGUAUUUCAAUGGAAAAACUUAAUAUCCUUGUUCUACGGCAAUUUUAUUUUAUAAUAUCCUACAAUAAUAUUAUAAAAUAAUAUUGCAUUUUAUAAUACUAUCGUAUUACUACUCUAAUAGUACAAUACGUCACUUUCUAUAAUGAUAUUAUAGAAAAUUAUACAAAAAAAAAUUCUUAUAUUAAAUAUUCUACGACAUUCUGUAAAAUUUUCUUCCAAAGCUAGUCAUUCAAAUAAUGUCGAUUAAUAAUUAAAUCGAUGAAUCACCUACGGUGCAUCGUAAGAUACUAACAAUGGCUUACAACGACCGUUUGCGAUAUCAUCGUUUCAAUCACUAGAAUCGAGCGCACCGAUUCCUCAGCCAAGUUGAUCGCGCUUACUCGAGCGUAACGAAAAUCGCGCGUGUCAAAUGCGUUCGAGAAUUCCUUCAAAAUCAACGCGUUGCGUCACGUCGUCUUAACGUGGCACAGUGUCAGGAAAAGAAGCUUACCAAAAGCAAAAAUGAAAAUCUGUCGCGAAAACGAUAAUCUCGAAAUACCAGCGAGAACGAAGAAUCUCAAAGGCACGUUGCAAUGAAUGACAAGAGGGAAGAAGUUGCAGCAAGAAGAGCAAAUGCUUUCAAGGACGAGAUGGGACCUGAGGAGACGGUUAAUCCUCUUGCGCGGGGAUUAAGCUCCGCGACGUUUUUCUUUUUCUCUCAACAUCAUUCUCUCAACAUCAUUUAAAAAACACAAAAUCAUAAAAAAGUAAGAAACAAAAGCAGGAAAAAUAUCAGUAGUGUUCGAAUCGACAAUUCUUUGCAAUUAUUCUUUUUCUGAAAAAAAGGAAAAAGAAAAAACUGAGAAAAAAGAACGAGAGAUACCCCAAACGGAUAACAUGAUCGACAAAACCGGAAGUAAUCGCCCCGCGGACCUUAAUCUUCCGCGAAAUCACGCUUGAAACACGCAGGAAGAAUUUUGCUGCGAUAAACGAGCCGUAUAAUUGUUAAAAGUAAAGAAAAAAAGAAAGCAAAUAAGAAAAGCACACAUGUUUAAGAAAAAAGAAGGGUAUCUAUAUAUAAAUAUGUGUAUGUAUAUAUUAUAUAUAUAUUGCUUGUAGAAAUAAGAAUCGUGUGUCCUAUCAAGACCUGCAGCCAGCUCUCGACGAACUCCCAGUGUUCAG
Messenger RNA from Bombus huntii, 6364 nucleotides. It is a transcript of the gene CaMKII, whose product is annotated as calcium/calmodulin-dependent protein kinase type II alpha chain. The transcript is spliced from 14 exons. Lineage: Eukaryota; Metazoa; Arthropoda; Insecta; Hymenoptera; Apidae. Gene Ontology annotation, cellular component: neuron projection; cytoplasm. Gene Ontology annotation, molecular function: calcium/calmodulin-dependent protein kinase activity; calmodulin binding; ATP binding. The record is from RefSeq and is a predicted model, not a curated record. Bases 995 to 2440 code for a protein of 481 amino acids. Gene Ontology annotation, biological process: protein phosphorylation.